Molecule: messenger RNA, 1108 nt
Organism: Alnus glutinosa
Lineage: Eukaryota; Viridiplantae; Streptophyta; Magnoliopsida; Fagales; Betulaceae
Product: cold shock domain-containing protein 3
Exons: 2
Coding region: 167-913 (248 amino acids)
Molecular function (GO): nucleic acid binding; zinc ion binding
Source: RefSeq, a predicted model, not a curated record
GAACACGUGAAACGAAAGAGGAUCUAAAAAAGGAAUUAGGGAAGAGAAUUAGAGAAGCGGAGGCGAGUAGGGUUUUUGCCGUAUCAUUAUAUAAAGACGCUCAUUCAUCUCACUCUCUCUGCAUUCAUUCAAUUUUGGUUGAGGGCUAGGGUUGGGGUUCGAUCCAAUGGCGGAGGAGAGGUCGACGGGUGUGGUCCGGUGGUUCAACGACGUGAAGGGCUUCGGGUUCAUAACGCCCGACGACGGUGGUGAAGAUCUGUUUGUCCACCAGUCCGCCAUCAAAUCCGACGGCUUCCGUAGCCUGGCCGAGGGCGAGCUUGUCGAGUUCCAGAUCGAGCUCGGCGUCAACGAGAAGACUAAGGCCGUUGACGUCACCGGCCCCAACGGAUCUCCCCUCCAGGCCACCAAGAAGGAAAGUUACAGUUACGGCAGGUCGGCACGCGGGGGCGGAGGUGGAGGCUGGAGAAGCGGCGGGGAUAGGCGCAACGGCGGGGCCGGUUGUUACAAUUGCGGCGAUCCGAGGCACAUCGCUAGGGAUUGUUACAGAGGAAACCCCAUGUCCGCCGGAGGCGGAGGCGGAGGCGGUUGUUACAGUUGCGGCGAGGUUGGGCACAUGGCUAGGGACUGUCCUCGCGGAAACAAUGGUGGCGGUGCGUGUUACUCGUGCGGUGGGCGUGGGCACUUGGCGAGGGACUGUAUCGGUGGUGGUGGUGGAGGUGGAGGAGGCGGAGGCGGAGGCGGAGGCGCGUGCUUUAAUUGUGGGGAGUUUGGGCACUUGGCUAGGGAUUGCCGAAACGGCGGCGUUCCGGGAAGGUUCAGUGGCGGUGGUUCCGUAGGAAGAAGUGGGUGUUUCAACUGCGGGAAGCAAGGCCAUUUUGCUAAAGAGUGCCCUGAGGCCCCCGACGCUUCUUGAGUAUGAACCAAGAAAAAAGAAAGGCUAUCUUCUGUGGAUGUUUCCUUCUCUACAGACGUAAGCUUUGAAACUAGCUCCUAAGUUUUGAUUGUUAAUCCCCUGUAUUUUAUUAACUCGAGUGCAAUCUUCUUUGUUUAUAUAUUUUUCUACUAGCUCAUUUUGUUGGUAUUCUAAAUGAACACCAUUUGAUUUGUA